AUGAAUUCCGCCGAGCAGACCGUUACGUGGCUCAUCACCUUGGGGGUGCUCGAGUCGCCCAAGAAAACCAUCUCGGACCCGGAGGGCUUCCUGCAGGCGUCCCUGAAGGAUGGCGUGGUCCUCUGCAGGCUGCUGGAGCGCCUGCUGCCCGGGACCAUCGAGAAAGUCUACCCGGAUCCGCGCAGCGAGAGCGAGUGUCUGAGCAACAUCCGCGAGUUUCUGCGAGGCUGCGGGGCCUCCCUGCGCCUGGAGACGUUUGAUGCAAAUGAUUUGUACCAGGGGCAGAAUUUUAACAAGGUCCUCAGUUCCUUAGUGACUUUAAAUAAAGUAACAGCAGACAUUGGACUGGGAAGUGAUUCUGUGUGUGCCCGGCCCUCAUCUCAUCGGAUAAAGUCUUUUGACUCCCUGGGAUCCCAGCCUUCCCACAGUCGGACUUCAAAAUUAUUCCAGGGCCAGUAUCGAAGCUUGGACAUGACCGAUAAUAGCAACAAUCAACUGAUAGUAAGAGCAAAGUUUAACUUCCAACAGACAAAUGAAGAUGAGCUUUCCUUUACGAAAGGAGAUGUCAUCCAUGUCACUCGAGUGGAGGAAGGGGGCUGGUGGGAGGGCACACACAACGGCAGGACUGGCUGGUUCCCCAGCAACUACGUCCGAGAGAUCAAGCCCAGUGAAAAGCCCGUGUCUCCGAAAUCUGGAACAUUGAAGAGCCCUCCAAAAGGAUUUGAUACUACUGCCAUUAACAAAAGCUAUUAUAAUGUGGUGCUACAGAACAUUUUGGAAACAGAAAAUGAAUACUCUAAAGAACUUCAGACUGUGCUUUCAACCUAUCUACGGCCGUUGCAGACCAGUGAGAAGUUAAGUUCAGCAAACACUUCAUAUUUAAUGGGAAAUUUAGAAGAAAUAUGUUCUUUCCAGCAAAUGCUUGUACAGUCUUUAGAAGAAUGCACCAAGUUGCCUGAAGCUCAGCAGAGAGUUGGAGGCUGCUUUUUAAAUCUGAUGCCACAAAUGAAAACCUUGUACCUUUCAUAUUGUGCCAAUCACCCAUCUGCAGUGAAUGUUCUCACGGAGCACAGUGAGGAGUUGGGAGAGUUCAUGGAGAUGAAAGGUGCCAACAGUCCGGGGAUUCUCGUGCUGACCACUGGCCUCAGCAAACCGUUCAUGCGCCUGGAUAAGUACCCCACUCUGCUCAAGGAGCUCGAGAGACACAUGGAGGAUUAUCAUCCGGAUAGACAAGAUAUUCAAAAAUCCAUGACUGCCUUCAAAAACCUUUCAGCCCAGUGUCAAGAUGUACGGAAAAGGAAAGAGCUGGAGUUGCAGAUCCUGAAUGAAGCCAUCCGGAGCUGGGAGGGAGAUGACAUUAAGACCCUGGGCAAUGUCAUUUACAUGUCCCAGGUCAUGAUUCAGUGUGCCGGAAGUGAGGAAAAGAACGAAAGAUAUCUUCUACUCUUCCCAAAUAUUUUGCUAAUGUUGUCUGCCAGUCCCAGGAUGAGUGGUUUUAUCUAUCAGGGAAAGCUACCAACGACAGGAAUGACAAUCACAAAGAUUGAGGACAGUGAAAAUCAUAGAAAUGCAUUUGAAAUAUCAGGGAGCAUGAUUGAGCGGAUAUUAGUGUCAUGCAACAACCAGCAGGAUCUCCAUGAAUGGGUGGACCAUCUACAGAAGCAAACGAAAGUCACAUCUGUCAGCAAUCCCCCCAUUAAGCCUCAUUCUGUGCCGUCUCAUACUCUCCCCACCCAUUCAAUCACCCCAUCCAGCAAGCAUGCAGACAGUAAGUCGGUGCCACUGACGCCUGCCUACCAUACACUGCCCCACCCCUCCCACCAUGGCACCCCACACACGACCAUCAACUGGGGGCCCCUGGAGCCUCCGAAGACCUCGAAGCCAUGGAGUCUGAGCUGUCUGAGACCCGCACCUCCCCUCCGGCCCUCAGCUGCUCUCUGCUACAAGGAGGAUCUUAGUAAGAGUCCCAAGACCAUGAAAAAGUUGCUACCUAAGCGUAAACCAGAGCGGAAGCCUUCGGACGAAGAGUUUGCGCUGAGGAAAAGCACAGCUGCUUUGGAAGAAGACGCACAGAUUCUGAAAGUCAUUGAAGCUUACUGCACAAGCGCCAAAACACGGCAAACACUUAACUCAAGUUCACGUAAAGAAUCUGCUCCACAAGUUUUGCUUCCAGAAGAAGAAAAAAUUAUAGUUGAAGAAACUAAAAGCAAUGGUCAGACAGUGAUAGAAGAAAAGAGUCUUGUUGAUACCGUCUAUGCAUUGAAGGAUGAAGUCCAAGAAUUAAGACAGGAUAACAAGAAGAUGAAGAAAUCUCUGGAGGAAGAACAGCGAGCCCGCAAAGACUUGGAGAAGCUGGUGAGGAAAGUUCUAAAGAACAUGAAUGACCCUUCCUGGGACGAGACCAACCUCUAA
Molecule: messenger RNA, 2412 nt
Organism: Pipistrellus nathusii (Nathusius's pipistrelle)
Lineage: Eukaryota; Metazoa; Chordata; Mammalia; Chiroptera; Vespertilionidae
Source: the annotation of a GenBank genome assembly